Molecule: messenger RNA, 4132 nt
Organism: Oreochromis niloticus (Nile tilapia)
Lineage: Eukaryota; Metazoa; Chordata; Actinopteri; Cichliformes; Cichlidae
Product: pregnancy-specific beta-1-glycoprotein 8-like
Exons: 1
Coding region: 3083-3811 (242 amino acids)
Cellular component (GO): membrane
Source: RefSeq, a predicted model, not a curated record
UUUGCUGCUUGGCUGGUGAUCACACCGUCACAUUAUCUCUGUUAUGUGAGCUGUUCUGUAAUAAAUGUGUUUAUUUGUCUCUGUCACUGCGAGUGAAACUUCCAGACAAAGAGUUUCAUUCCUGAAUCCUCACAUAGGUGGAAGCACCAAUAUUAAGAGGCAUUUUUUAUGUUUUGAUUUAUAAAGCUUGCCACCACUAGGGGGCAUGCUGUCCCAUCAAUAGGCUAUGCAGCUGUGAAAGCAUGACUGCUGACAAAGGUUGAGGCACCAGUAAACCCUCUGCACUGGUCCCUCUGCAUGCUGCUGCAGUAUCACCACACAGUCACUUCUGUUUAUGCCAGUCGUUAAAGAGCAGGAAGCUGCUGCAGUAUUCUGCUGAUGAUAGAUGAUACUGCCACAGGUAUCACACAGACUCCAGGUUAACAGCAGAGGCUCAUUUAUGACUGAGCAGCCUCUCUGGGUCAGUCCUGAGCUCCACCUGAACUGUAAGUUUGUCCAGAAUUCAGAUCUCAGCCUCCGAGAGCCCAACCAGCCCCCAUCAGCUACUAACAAAACAGUUCGCCGUCAUAUCAGAAACACUUUGAUUUUCUCUCUGAAAACAGCGAAGCAGUUCAGAUUAAUGAGCAGGAGCUGCAGGAGAAUCAACGUCUUUCAUGCAAUAACAAACUCUGUUGGACGUUGCCUGGACUGUGUGAGGUCUGAGGACUGAGACUGGUGAUCAUGUGAUCGCCUGUGGGCUUGGAGUGUUUUCAGGUGUCGAUCUGGGAAAAGUCACCAGCUGUUUUUGACGUUCGUGGACAGUUUUCCCUGUUUUCAUUUACUUACUGAUUUAUCUGCUGAUUUUUUGCUUUUAAAGCGUCCGGGAGAGUCGGAAAAACUUCUCUCUUAGAUGUGACGAUGACGAUGGUGAACCUAGAAAACCAGAAACAAGAAAACUUGAUAUUCUGAGAAUCUGUUUUGUUUCCAGGUUUUAGAUGAUAUGAAAUGUUAAACGAGUGAAAAAGCAAAGCUGUACAUUCAGUGUGAGGGACAAUAAAUUAAGGACAGGUUGAGGCAGGUCCUGCUCAGACUUCCUCGCCUGCAGCUCUGCAGCCUGAAGAUCGGUCAGGAGCUGAAACCGGCCCUCAGAUGUUUCCUCUGAAGGUCAGGACUGUGAGGCCAGUUUGAUGCAGUCGUUUUACCGUCUGCUCCAUUUCCUCUGUAACGUGAGAGACGCUGCCAUCGGAGGAAAACUUGCAGAGAGAUGAUCUAUAAACAUCAUAUUUUAAAAAGGGAAGAAGCUGUGUGUUCUGCAAAGUUUCUUAAAGUAAGCGAUUACUUCCUGUUUUACUGAUGUUGGUGUGUGUAACACACUCACGUCUGUAUUCAUGCUGAAAGAGGCCGUCGCGGUCCUCCCGUGCCUUCGACUGCAGCCUUUAACUGUGAAAAAGCACUUUGGAAAGUGUUAAACAUCAUCUGACUGCAGAUGUUUGAUUCUGUGCUGUAAGCACUGUGUGCACUCUGUACAUAGACUGUAUGCACAGAGAUCAAUGAUGCUCAUGAACUGUUGAGUUCUCUCUGUGAUAAAGACCAUAAACACUUGAAAACUUCCUCCUUUUGUCUCGUUUUUUCGAGGAGUGUAGGAUCGCUGAUCUACAGAAGACCGAAAGAAAGACUCCAUGAAAGUCACUUUGUGCUCACAUGCAUGUUCCUGCUCUGCAUGAAAAUACCUGUCGUCUAUUACUGAGGAGCAGAAACAUGCAGGGCUCAGCUUUAAACAUGUGAGGGGAGGACUCGGUGAAGUUUGCAUUAACAUUACGCUAAACAUUCAAACUUCUCUUGUGUGUCUGUGCUGUGUAUUCUGAAGAUGCAUACCACCUUAAAAGGUGGUCGUCUGAAAGUCACAUCACCAUCUGAAAUGUGUUAGUCACAGUUACAGAGUUCAGUUUGUGCCCUCAGUGUUUCUCAACCUGCUGUGUCUGAUAACUUUAUUCAUUUUAUUCACUUCCUGUUUUACUCUGAUGGUUAGUUUUCUUCUGUCUCUGUCAUGUAGCUUUACUCCAUUUAGCUUUGAAAAACUGCUUCAUUUCCAUUUAAAUAUAAUUUAUUACAUCAUCAUGGUCUGCCAUGUUUGUAGUUUUCUUUGGAUCAUUUCUUGUUUGUUUUUAAGGAGUUUUUGUGUUUUCUGUGUCUCUGUCUAUGGAAAUACUUACUAUAGAAAAUAUGAGCAAGAGGAAGUAGAUACACAGAUGUUUACAUUGGAGAGACUCCAAGACAGAUCCUCAGGGAACGCUGGAAGUAACUGGAAAUGACGGGAAUUUGACAUUUUUAAAUGAAUGACCCGAGUUUGGUACGAGAGAUAAGAUUUAAAGGUGUGUCAAUGAUUCCACUUGAAGCUUGUCUGUUCUACGAUGUUAUAUAAUAUAGUUUCAAAGGCUGCACUCAGACCAAGCAGGUUAACAGACCACAGCUGCAGGUCACCCAAAAUGGUUGGCCAGUAAAAUCAGGCUAUUAGUCUUUCAUUUGGUCAUUUAAGGGCGUCCUGCAGGCAACAAGCGCCACCGCCACCCGAUCGGUGUGAGAAGCAGCUAUGAGGAAGACAAAUGUGCACCACCAACGCGUGGAUCCUGCAAACGAAGAAGAAGAAAACUCUUUCCAGAGUUUUGCUGUUACCCAUUGUUGUAACCAGCCGUGGAGUUGUAUUGAAUCACCUGGAAAAACAUUUCGGCACCAGUAACGGGCCGAUCUCUUCAUCUGCACGAGUCUCGUGACUCACUGGAUGCAACCUGUCACCAACCAGCACAAACUGUGGGUGUAUUUGUGCUGCAUCAGGGCGAAGCAGCUGACCGUCAAAGUCAUUCACAUGGUUGUAAGCAGAGCAGAGUGUCAUCAUGAGGCUUUUACUGACAAAAUGUCAGCGUGUGACGCACUGGGAUGAGAACAUGCCAGUUCAGUGCGACCACACAGGGAGCUGACUUCCUUUUCACAAAUGGUUUCAUGACAAGAUUCACCGCACUCCCUGCAGGGAAUCACUGCCAGCGCAGAAAAGAGGAAAAAGAUCUCUGCCAAUUUUUGUCUUUCACUUCUGUACUGAUCUGAGAACAUGAAGCCAUCAGCUGGCUUUCUGCUGCUGGGAGUGCUGCUCUCAGCCGCAGUGAGGUUCGCUCAGGCCCGGAUUAUACACUCGUACUUCAAGCUUGGCGGCACGCUGGUCCUCAAACCUGCCUCGAUCUCUGCUCGCAUCACCAGCGUCGUGUGGAAGUGGGACAGAGAACUGUUGGCCGAAUGGGUGGAAGACGAGAUUCCCCAGACAUAUUACGGCAGGUUUGGAGGCCGAUCAGAGGUGAACACGAACACAGGAGUGUUGGAGAUCAGGAACAUGACUGCAGCUGACACUGGGGUGUAUUCAGUGGAGAUCAACAACCGUGUCCAGAGUCAGACUCAUCAGGCCGUGAGGAUCAGAGAAGUGCCCCAGCCCGAGGUGACGGUGAGGCCGCUGAUGUGUGGCUCGAGUUUGGAGAAGUGCACACUGAGCUGUGACGGAGACGUUAAAGAGGCCGAACCUGUCGAGUAUUUCUGGAGGAUCGGAGAUGGAGAGUGGGAACAGUCAGGAAAAAACAUGGAGAUCAUCAAUUCUGAGGAAACACAGUGUGUGAAGAUGUUUUCCUGCAGGAUGAGGAACCCAGUGAGUGAGCGACGCAGCGAAUCCAUCACUAACCCGUUUCACCAGGACAGAAAUCUGGACUAUCGAUGGUGGAUCCUCACUCUUCUAGGCGCUACCGUCCUGGCGGUGGUUGCGGUGCUCGUCUGCUUUUUGUUUCAGAAACUGUAAAACAAAAACUGCUGACAGCGAUGAAAAUGCACUUUAAGUCGUCUCCUGAUGAAGACUGAAGCCCGUCAAAGGGCAGCUCAUUUCUUUGCUUUGUAAAACUGUUCUGCACUUCAGACUGGUACGGUCGUCCAUGUUUGUAGUUCUUUUUCUUUGGGAUUUCUUUGCAUCGCUGUCUUCACUGUCUACUUUGGUGUAUUUAUAGCUUUAAAUGUAUUUAUCUACCCGUCAUUGUUCUUAUUUUUAUUUGAUCUGUAUCUGUUUUCUUUGAUUUCUUUGUAAGGUUUAACUCAAAGUGACAUUAAAAUCUUGUCUUGUUCAACA